This is a messenger RNA of Hemibagrus wyckioides, 2619 nucleotides long. RefSeq names its product alpha-tectorin-like. The transcript is spliced from 19 exons. Bases 104 to 2437 code for a protein of 777 amino acids. Gene Ontology annotation, biological process: cell-matrix adhesion. NCBI's taxonomy places the organism in Eukaryota, Metazoa, Chordata, Actinopteri, Siluriformes, Bagridae. The record is from RefSeq and is a predicted model, not a curated record.
ACUACUUGUUUCUAUUUUACAACCAACACAACCUACACGUGACAGCUGCACUGGCACUCUCUGGACACAAUACAAGAAUCUACACCCUGAUUAUCUGUUCCUCAUGGAGUAUCCAUUUCUGUUGUGUCUGGCAAUGCUGCUCUUUAUGAGCAGUGUGGCAACAGGACAAAGCACAGAAUUACCAACAACAGUUCCAGGUAGCAUGGAAACAGGACAAAGUGUAGAACCACCAGUAAUAAUGCCACAUCCACCUUUUUUUCAAGUUGGACCUGAUGCAGUUGAGCUUUCUCUCAGUGAUGGAGAUUAUGAAACAAUUCAGCUUCAGCAACCAUUCAUAUACGCUGGAAAAACAUAUUCUCGGCUCUAUCUGAGUAUGGAUGGUUAUGUGGCUUUCAACGUUCCAGUGGUUGAUGAUGAAUUACCCAAUCCACAACUUGGCAAAGACAUCAUUGCUCCACUGUGGACUGAUCUUGAUGCUGACGAAGGAGGAAGAUGGACCUACGAGCAGGCCACAAGCGGGCCUCUUAUAGAUGAAGCUACAAAUGUGAUUUAUGACAUAGAGCCCAGUUUGAACUUUUCUGCUUCCUGGGUUUUUGUGUCCACUUGGGAAAAUGUACCACUUGAAAUCACUGUUGGGGCUGCGUCACUUCAAGUCGUCUUGGUGUCGAAUGCUGAAGGCUUCGCUUUUAUCCUGAUGAACUAUGGGGUCAUUCCUUCUAUUCCUUCCCCUUACUGGCUGGCUGGCUAUGAAAUGGAAAACAGUGAUUUUAUCACCAUUUCAGUAAACGAUUCCUCUGAGCUAUCUUCAGCUAGUAACAUCAAUUUCCCUGGUCGCUGGGCUUUUCAAGGUCCCUUCAGACCUUUAGGUCCCCCUGCUCCUCCUCAUUUCUAUCCAUUCUGGUAUGGAAACGAAGUUAAUUUUUUUCUUAAUAAUGGAAGUUCCUCUCAGAUAACACUUCAGCAGCCAUUCCAAUUCUUCGGAUCCUACGAGUACACAAUAUAUGUAAAUAAGAACGGUGUACUCAGUUUCUCUGAGCCACUUGGCGAGACCAGUCCUGAUAAUAAUAUAAAUAUUAGCACUGACCUAAUUGCAGCACUCUGGACUGAUUUUGAAAUCGACUACAGUUCAAGAGUCAUCUAUCAGGAAGUCACUAGUGGUCCUCUUCUGUUCCGAGCGACACAAGACAUUAACAUGAUGUUCCCAGAGAAUCCUUUCUAUGCUACAUGGCUCUUUAUAGCCACUUGGCAAAUGAUGCCAUUUGCCAACAGCACAGGGAACGCGACAUUCCAAGCUGUCUUGGUUUCUAAUGCCGCGGAUACCUCCUAUGUCAUGCUGAACUACGGAGAAAUUGAUUCUACUGAUCAGUCCUGGCUGGCUGGUUAUGAGGCAGUGGAUGGCAGAUCCAGUUUCAUUCCAGAAGAAGACACUUUUAACCUCUCUUCAUCUAGUAAUGUCCAGAUUCCCGGAUGCUGGGUUUUCCAAGUCACCGAUCCAGUCUCAUCAAUCUGUCAGUUCUUGAACUGUGCUUGGGGUGAAGUUUGUACGCAGAUAAAUGGAGCUUAUGGCUGUGCCUGUGGGGAAUCCAGUCCAAGGCCUAACCCAGAAACUUACGAUGCCAUGGAAACAUGUUCAGGCAGUUCUGGAUCACUGUCUCUGUCUCGCUGUCAGCUCUUUGAGGCUGGAUAUCCUUCAGAUGUUCUCCAUCUUAAUGACCCAAGCUGCAGAGGGUUGGUCCAGUAUGACAGGCUGGUGUUCAACUUUGACAGUAAUGUCAAAAUGUGUGGCACAAUUCUGGAGCACAACGAGACACACAUCAUCUUCAAGAACAGUGCUGGAACAACUGAUGGUAUGGGUGUGAUCAGCCAUGUUGGAGGGCUAAACAUUGCCUUUUCCUGUGUGUAUCCACUCAUCCAGAGUAUCUCCAUGCCCAUGGCCUUUCAAGCCACAGGAAGUACAAUCAGCAAGGAACUGUCUACUGAGGGCACAUAUCAAAUCAGCAUGAUCGCAUAUCCCGAUCUUACAUUCCAAAAUCCAUUCUCUGGCAAUGUGACCCUAGAAAUGAACCAACAGCUCUAUAUAUCUGUGCAAGUGGAUAAGUUUGACAGCAGUCAGAUUGCUCUUGUUCUGGACAAUUGCUGGGCUACACCAGUCAACCAGAUGGACUACAACAUCCGCUGGGACCUGAUCACUAAUGAGUGUCCAAACCCUGCUGAUAGCACAGUGGAAGUGUUGCAGAAUGGCGUCUCAACAUUCAGCUACUUCUCCUUCAGGAUGUUCACUUUCACUGGCUUCGCUAACAGCAUCUACCUUCACUGCCAGGUCCACCUCUGUGUGCAGGGAUCAGGCAACUGUGCUUUGCCAUGUGAUAGACAACUUGCCAGAAGACGACGAUCUGCAGAUUUCUACGACUCAGCUGCAAUUACCAUGGAAUUCUGAUUUGUUUAGAGUCGAUUCUAAAAUUGUAUUUUCUUUUUCUGUUCAUUCUAGAUUUAAUUUUGCUUUGCAUUAAAAAAUAAUCAUUACAAAGGAAAGUGAUGUUAUAAUGAAACUAUUCAUAUGAAACUAUAUCAUUUCUAUCAUUCUAAUGAUCUGUGAUAAUAAAUCUCACAAGCAUUUUA